CGUGGUUCUAAAAUCAAGUUCGGAUCUAGCUACAAUCACAGCUACAUUCAAUCAAUAUGAAGAUUACGCUCUUCUUCGUUCUGCUCGCCAUCCUGGCGAUGAUGAGUUUGGCUGAAGCACAACGCUCUGGUAGCAAGGGACCAAUUAAACGGCCGCCUGUUGUUAGACCAACUCCUCCAAAACCACAACGACCCCCACCGCGCCCGGAAGGACCAGCCCGUCCGCAAGGACCACCACAACGACCCCCAGCGCGACCGCAAGGAGCACCGCAAACGCAACGACCCCCAGCGCGACCGCAAGGAGCAGCCCAACCGCAACGACCCCCAGCGCGACCGCAAGGAGGAUCCAAGCCGGUAGGAGGAGCCCGGCCACCACCACGUCCAGUACGUCCUAUCCGUGGAUAAUACGAUGGCUUGAAGCUGAAACACUUUGUUGUCAGUGAUUAUUGUAGAAAUGAGAAAUUCAAUGCAAAGAACAAUACCGAUGUUUCAAUAAAGCAAGAUCCUCAAAAAUGCA
Molecule: messenger RNA, 516 nt
Organism: Anopheles coluzzii
Lineage: Eukaryota; Metazoa; Arthropoda; Insecta; Diptera; Culicidae
Product: basic salivary proline-rich protein 4-like
Exons: 1
Coding region: 57-404 (115 amino acids)
Source: RefSeq, a predicted model, not a curated record